This is a messenger RNA of Hyla sarda, 1060 nucleotides long. It is a transcript of the gene NUDT1, whose product is annotated as nudix hydrolase 1. The record is from RefSeq and is a predicted model, not a curated record. The coding region runs from base 149 to 619 and encodes 156 amino acids. NCBI's taxonomy places the organism in Eukaryota, Metazoa, Chordata, Amphibia, Anura, Hylidae. The transcript is spliced from 4 exons. Gene Ontology annotation, molecular function: 8-oxo-7,8-dihydroguanosine triphosphate pyrophosphatase activity. Gene Ontology annotation, biological process: DNA protection.
AGUAUAGGCAGUUGCCCAUAACUAGUAUGGCGGUCUUGGGGAAGGGCGACGCGUCUUUCAGGUCACGUGAUCGGCUUUCUGAGUUAGCGCGGGUGAAUUGCACGUGUGAGUGGCUGGAGACUUCCUGCAAAGCAUUCCAGGAAAAGCCAUGUUCACAUCAAAGCUGCUCACCCUGGUCUUGGUGGUCCAGCCACAGAGAAUUUUACUGGGCAUGAAGAAACGGGGCUUCGGUGCCGGCCGGUGGAAUGGGUUUGGUGGUAAAGUGCAGGAAGGAGAAACUAUUGAGGAAGCUGCAAAACGGGAACUCUGGGAAGAAAGUGGUCUGACUGUCGACAUUCUCCACAAAAUUGGAAACAUAAAGUUUGAAUUUGUCGGUAGCACUGAGUUGUUGGAUGUCCAUAUCUUCCGAGCUGAUGAGUUUAAAGGAGAACCAACAGAAAGUGAUGAAAUGCGUCCUGAGUGGUUCUCCCUAGACAAGAUCCCUUAUGAGGGUAUGUGGCCAGAUGACUACAUUUGGCUGCCCCUGUUGCUACAGAAGAAGAAAUUCCUGGCCUAUUUCACGUUUGAGGGACAUGAUAAAAUUCUGGACUAUAAAUUGGAAGAAGUAGAUGAUAUAUGAGAAGUGAUGCACCAAAAGUAUUUGGAUUGGUUCUUGUAGACUUCUUUUACUGCACUUUUCAGCCAAUAAUAGAGUGCAAUAUUGGCCUGCGUGUGGAUCUAAGGGCUGAAACUAAGAGCAGCAUAGGGAUCGGUGAUGCAUAUAGUUCAGGCUCUCUUUCCAUGUUAUGUUUUGGUGAAACCAGCCUUAGACUAAUGCAGUGGUCUCCAAUAUGUGAACCUCCAGAUGUUGCAAAACUACAACUCCCAGCAUGCCUGGAUAGUCUAUGGCUGUCCAGGCAUGCUGGGAGUUGUAGUUUAGCAACAUGUGGAGGACCAUGGUUUGGAGACUGGUCUAAAAGGAUCCAAUAGUUUUAUUUAGUAGACUUUUAAAGGGGUACUGCGGUGUGUAGAUUUAAUUUUUUUUUUCCAAGUGAACUGAUGCCAGAAAGUUAAACAGAUU